Messenger RNA from Leopardus geoffroyi (Geoffroy's cat), 3871 nucleotides. RefSeq names its product TNF receptor superfamily member 9 (gene TNFRSF9). The transcript is spliced from 8 exons. The coding region runs from base 1341 to 2132 and encodes 263 amino acids. Gene Ontology annotation, biological process: apoptotic process; negative regulation of cell population proliferation. Gene Ontology annotation, cellular component: external side of plasma membrane. Gene Ontology annotation, molecular function: cytokine binding; signaling receptor activity. The record is from RefSeq and is a predicted model, not a curated record. NCBI's taxonomy places the organism in Eukaryota, Metazoa, Chordata, Mammalia, Carnivora, Felidae.
ACGGAGACUUCAGAUCAGGUCUCAGAGGUCCUUGAAUAUUGGGCCCUCUGGACCAUGGGAUCCAGCUUUUCUUUCCACUUUGUUUUGUUUUGUGGACAACAGGAAGCCACUGAAAGUUUCUAAGGAGCACGGUGGCAUGAUGGGAGUCGUGGAAACAUGUAAAGUGCUUAGUACAUAGCAAGUGUUUACUAAGCAUUAGCUCCCUCCUCCCCUCUCUUCGUACCCCAUCUCUCCUGGGGGGAGACACCAAGCCCCCAUGUCUCCUGGGGGGAAAUAGUUCUUUUCUGUUUGGAUCCUAACAGGAAACCAUUUGUUUUCGUUGAAACCACUCUUGCGCUACAGUUCCCUUGGUUGUCUUCCUGAGGGCCCCUAGACUCUCCAUACUGGACAGGUUCUUCUUUGUAUCUCUGGAACACCCUCCUCCUCUUCCUCCUGCCUGACCACCUCCUCCACCUCUCCUUCCCCUGCUCUCCCCUUCCUCUUCUUCCGUUUGGAAAACAAAAACGGAAAUAAUGGUUUUCUGAAAAACCCUCGUAGCUCUCAACUUUACCUAAAGUCAUCCGCCAUAUAAGUUCGAUGCUAUUUCUCCCUCCUCCUUCCCGCAUCUCACCCACACAGCAAGGAGCCCAGUAGAAAGGAAUCAGGUUGACCUGGGUUCUAAUCCUGGCUCCUUGUCCUGCUGAUGGUCUGGCUAGACUCAUAGGCUCAAUGUUCUCAUUUACAUAGUGCCGUUCUAAUAGUGAUGAUGAUAUCAACUCCUGGGGGUCUUCUGAGGACCGUAUUCAUUAAAGGGCUUAUGCGAUGCCUGGUACAUCAAUGAGUUACAGCUAUAGAAUCAUCAUGAUUAUACAGGUAAGAGGUAGGGUAUGGCGAAAGUGCUGGUAGUUAUCUAAGAGGUGGGCUUCAUCCCUAACACCUCAAAGAUGUUCGGGACCCAUUAAAGGUUUUGACAUGGAAGAUUCUUUUAAAAAAAUGACAAAACCCUUUUCCCAAAGUCAUCAGAGAGAUGUCCUAACAGUAGAGAGCUGCUUCCAAGAAAUGGUUUGAAGUGCCAUUAUCAAGUGGGGACGGGGGCUCUAGGGGAUUUUGGGGUCAGCAGAUAUCAAGUGAGCAACCUCACAGAGUUGUGGCGGGGAUUUCCCACAAGGCCCCGCCCCCGGCUGAGUCACCAAACUCUUGGGUUUGACCUGGCAGCUCUCCUCAAGAGUCAGAACCUCGCAGCUCUGAAGAUCAAGGAGUGGAAAGUUCUUCACCAGCCCUGAGAUCUCCAGAGUGGUAUUUGCGAAACCAGCUACUUUGACUAAAAUCCUUCUGGAAUCUGCCUUGCUUGUAUCCCAUCUAUGCAAGAUUUCAUCAUGGGCAGUGGCUAUUACAACAUAUUGGCUACCGUGUUGUUGGUCAUGAAUUUUGAGAGGACGAGACCAAUGCAGGAUUCUUGUAGCAAAUGCCCAGCAGGUACUUUCUGUGAGAAAAACAAGGAUCACAUCUGCAUCGCUUGCCCUUCAAAUAGUUUCUCCAGCACCAGUGGACAGAGGGCCUGUGACAUAUGCAGGCAGUGUGAAGGUGUUUUCAGGACCAAGAAAAUGUGUUCCCCCACCAGCAACGCAGAGUGUGAGUGCAUCUCAGGAUUCCACUGCUUGGGGGAAAGAUGUACCAUGUGUGAGCAGGAUUGUAAACAAGGUCAAGAAUUAACCAAAGAAGGUUGUAAAGACUGCUGCUUUGGGACAUUUAAUGAUCAGAAACAUGGGACCUGUCGACCCUGGACAAACUGUUCGUUGGAUGGCAAGUCUGUACUUGUGAACGGGACGAAGGAACGUGAUGUGCUAUGUGGACCAGCGUCGUCCGACUUCUUUCUACGUACAACCUCUGCCACCAUACCCGCCCCUGCAAGAGAUCCAGGGCCUACCUCCCAGAUCCUCGUCGUCUUCCUUGCGCUGAUGUCAGCUGCCGUGCUGUUCCUGGUGUUCUUUCUGGCACUCCGUUUCUCUAUUGUGAAACACAGCAGAAAGAAACUCCUGUAUUUAUUCAAACGACCAUUUAUGAGACCAGUACAAACCGCCCAAGAGGAAGAUGCCUGUAGCUGCCGAUUUCCAGAAGAAGAAGAAGGAGAAUGUGUUCACACUGUUCUGUGAAGCAGCCGCUGGGACUGUCUUGAGAAGAAUCAGCCCAGAAACAUGAGUGAUCCCUCUAUCGUAGCUUUCUAAAUCGAAAAAGACCAUCCUAGAUAAGACUCAGGAUUACUCCCCAAGUUUUCUCAGAAUGCUAACAAGUUGGCCUUUAAAAAAUGUAUCCCUUUUAAGUGGAUGUGUGGGACCGGGGCAUUUUCUAGAUAAUGUUUAAUAGCCUUGAGAUGCUUUCUUUUCUUUUCUUUUCUUUUCUUUUCUUUUCUUUUCUUUUCUUUUCUUUUCUUUUUUUGAAUUCUAAAGAGACUUAUACUUCAAAUGAAAUCAUGUGGGCCAAUGGUCCAGCUAAAAUGAUAAUCAAAUUUAAUUCCGUUUUGUGUGUGUGUGUAUGUGUGUGUGUGUGUGUGUGUGUGUGUGCGCUAAUAGGACAAAAAGCCAUAAGAUGCAGGAAAUACCCCCAACCAAAUCUUCCUUUGGUUCAGACAUUUGACGCAAUGAGCUCUACUAAUGUGAGGAGGGAAAUUAUGACAGGGCCCAAAUUUGAGGUCAAGGGCGAAAUAUCUCAGACCUUCAGGAAGAGUUUUGGAAAGAGUUCGGAUGUCUUUGCACAUCUUGUGGUCCCCUCCACCCUUGUGUCUUCUGCUUUGUGACUCUCCUCUCUGAGACAGGGUUUAUGUUUUGUUGUUGUUGUUGUUGUUUAAUGUUUUUUUUUUUUAAUUUACUAGUGAAGUGUAAUUGACAAGCAAUGUUAUAUUCGUUUCCGGUGUAGAACAUAGUGGCUCAAUUCUGUACAUUACUCAAGCUCACCACGAUUAUAAGUGUAGUCCCCAUCUGUCACCAUAGGAUGUCAUUACAGUGUCAUUGACUGUACUCCCCGUGCUCUACUCGUCAUCCCUGUGCCUUAUUUAUUUUACAACUGGAAGUUUGUGUCUCUUGAGCCCCUUCAUCUGUUCUGCCCAUUAAAAAGAAUUGGCUUAUGUGUUUUUAAUUCUUAAAACCAUUAAACAUAAUAUUUGAUAUACUAAUCGAGGAAACGGGUAGGAAUGAACAAUUCUAGAAUGAACACGCAUGAGCCCGUAGCCCAACCAGGGUCCGAGAGCAGAAGUUGCCAGACCCCGAAGGACCAAAUCUGAGGCUUUGUAUGGCUUUUGAGCUAAAUGUGAUUUUUACAUGUUUAAAUUGUGAAAAACAAAUCAAAAUAAGACUAAUAUCUCAUGACAUGUAUGUAUGUAUGUAUGUAUGUAAAAUUAAAAUUUUGGAGUUCAUAAAUAAAAUUUUAUGGGAACACUCAGCCACACUCGGGUGGCUUUUGCAUUACAACAGCAGAGUUGAGUAGUUGUGCAAGAGACUAUAUGGCCCACAAAGCCUAAAAUAUGUAACAUCUGACCCUUUAUAGGGUCAGGGUCAAGGUCAGAGCAUCCUCUCCGUGUUGCUUUUCCUCCCUCAUCUUCUGCCUACCUCUCCACCUCACCCCCAGGCAUCGUCUCUCAGGAACAUCAAUUCGAUCGAUUCCCCUGCUUUAAAAAAAAUCAUUGCUCACAUAUUUAUGUACUCCAAAACUAUGUUAUUUAGUUUUGCUUGUUUUUUAGCCUUAUGACAAUGGUAUUACACUGUAUAUGACUUGGUUUAAUCACUCAAAAUUUUAUUUAUAAGAUUCAUAUAAUUGUGUGUAACUAGAAUGCAUUCAUUUUAACGAUUGUAUAAUUUUGCAAAUAUACCAUAAUUUAUCAAUGCGUUCUGAAUCAAAA